AUGACUACUGUGGCUCCUAUGGAUAUUCGUACUUUCUCUGAUUUUGUAAAUAAGGCGAGGGUGGUUGAGGUGUAUGCAAAAACAGCAGCUUCGUCCAAGGACACUCAUCAAGGGAAUACUAGUAGGGACGUGGCAAGCUUUUCCAUCCGAGGGGUCAAAGUUUCAAGAAAGGAGGAUAUGUGCCUUAAGGGCAAGGAGGCUUUAGAGAGAACACUCAGAAUCAGUUUUAGUAUGCCAAGGGAAGAGGAAAUCAGAAUUGGUUUCGGUGGUUGCUUCAACUGUGGGUUACCUGGUCACAUUGCGAGGGAUUGCACUCGUGGAAAAAACCCGAAUGCGAUUCAAAGUCAGCACCAAGGUCGAGUUUUUGCUGUGAACACCAAGGAUGCUUCCACGGCGGAUCCGUUGAUGAGAGGUAUAUGUUCAAUUGGUGAUAAAACAUUAAUUGCAUUGUAUGAUAUUGGAGCUUUGCAUUCGUUUAUUUUGUUUGCUAAAGUUGAAGAACUAGGCUUGAAAGUGUCAGAGUUAGUGUUUAAUUUGCAUACUCUGGAACAAGGGAGUAUCCUGAACCUACACCGAGGUAUUGACGGCGAUUCUCAAAUAUCGCAAAACCAAACGGGAUACGAUGAGAUAGAAUGCAAUAGAGACAAACAAAAGACAAGGGGAACGGGUUACCUACUUUUAACGGUCAAAGCGAACCUGUCAGGGUGUAGGCAAGUAGGUUUCAAGCUUGAGGGUAGAGACUUCCUGCAUGACUUGAUUUGUUUACCAAUGGUUGGGUUGGAGAUGAUUUUGGGGUUUAAUUGGUUGUCGAAGAAUCAGGUUUUAUUGGAUUGCUUUGAGUGGUCAAUUCAGUUAAUGCCGAAAGGAGAAAAUAGAGCAGUGAUAGCUGAGGGGUACUACAUGUACUCUGUAAUGGUGCACUGUAGUGGGGAAGAGUGUCAGGGUUAUAUCUUGUUGGAUACUAAUACCUUGGGUGAUGCCCAGAACUUAGAGCAGAUUUCGGUAGUUAGAGACUUUUCGGAAGUGUUCCCAGAGGAUAUUCCUGAGUUUCCACCUCAAAGGGAGAUUGAAUUUGUGAUUGAAUUGGUGUCGGGAGCUGGAGUAGUGUCGAUUACUCCGUAUCGUAUGGCUCCGAUAGAGCUUGCUAAAUUAAAGGCUCAGUUGGAAGAGCUUCUGAACAAGAGGUUCAUUCGACCAAGUGUAUCUCCAUGGGGAGUGUCAGUUUUAUUGGUGGAGAAGAAGGAUGGAGGAAUGCGAUUGUGUGUGGAUUACGGAUAG
Molecule: messenger RNA, 1278 nt
Organism: Arachis duranensis
Lineage: Eukaryota; Viridiplantae; Streptophyta; Magnoliopsida; Fabales; Fabaceae
Exons: 3
Coding region: 1-1278 (425 amino acids)
Molecular function (GO): nucleic acid binding; zinc ion binding
Source: RefSeq, a predicted model, not a curated record